Messenger RNA from Culicoides brevitarsis, 744 nucleotides. Its product is annotated as gastrula zinc finger protein XlCGF42.1-like. The record is from RefSeq and is a predicted model, not a curated record. Gene Ontology annotation, molecular function: DNA-binding transcription factor activity, RNA polymerase II-specific. NCBI's taxonomy places the organism in Eukaryota, Metazoa, Arthropoda, Insecta, Diptera, Ceratopogonidae. Gene Ontology annotation, cellular component: nucleus. The transcript has a single exon. The coding region runs from base 1 to 744 and encodes 247 amino acids. Gene Ontology annotation, biological process: regulation of transcription by RNA polymerase II.
AUGUUAAAAGAAAAUGUGAUAAAUUUCGGUUUAGAAGAUAAAAAUGAAGAAGAAAUGUUGAUGGAAGUCCUUCGAAAGUCACAAGAAGACAUUUUUAAUGAAACAGAGUACAUUGUUAAAGAGCAAAAUGACGCCCAUGUCGAAAGAAUCUCCCUCGAAGUAGAAAAAAAUUGCUUCCAAAAAGAAAAAAUCAUCUUCGAAGCACAAAUCAUCACAGAUCCGCCGCCUUCGUACUCAUCAAAUCACUCCAAACUCUUUUCCUGCGAAAUUUGUGGCAAAACUUAUGACAAAAAGGCCUCUUUCACGUAUCACAUGAAGAGCAAACACACGGAACACAAAGAAUUCCACUGUCUCGUUUGCGGAAAAGAAUUUCCUGUUAAAGUUGACUUCACGCGUCAUCAACGAAUUCACACAAAUGAAAAGCGAUUCACAUGCAGCAUUUGUGGAAAAAGUUUUACAGAUCGCUCGACACAUCUCAAACACGAAAAAAUUCAUCUGGGACUGAAACCGUUCAAAUGUCAGCUUUGCCCGAAGAGCUUUACGCACAAAUUUGUCUUGGAAAAUCACAUUUUAGUUCAUACUGGAUUGAAAAAUUUCCCAUGCACGCAGUGUAAGAAACGUUUUUCGCGGAAAAUUAAACUAAAAGAGCAUUUUUUGAGGAUUCACAAGAGGAAUUUUAGUGUUGAAGAUGAAGAAGAGUUGAAAAAGUUGCAGGAAACGAUAGAACAAAAUCCGGAAUUAUGA